AUGUCAUCGUCAUCGGAUGCAAACAUCAUCGCCCUGUUGAAUAAUACUUCGAUUCAACUCAAUCGUUAUUUGGCAAUUUCUAUUUUUCUUUUCGGAAUUAUUGGUCAUACUCUAAAUAUACUUGUUCUUUCACAACGUCCUCUCCGUUCAAAUCCUUGUUCAUGUCUAUUUCUUGUGUCAUCAAUUUCUUAUUUAAUAAGUAUUAUGUCUGGUCUUAUUCCUCGAUUUUUAUCUACUUGGAAUGCAGAUAUGACAAAUAUAAAUCAAUUUCUUUGCAAAAUUCGUGUAUUUAUCUUUUUCAAUUCAUUAACUAUUGCUUUUUGGCUUAUCAUGUUGGCUACAAUCGAUCGAUGGCUUUGUUCAAGCAUCAAUGUUCAUCGUCGACAAAGAAGUACAUUGAAGAAUGCACAACGUGGUAUAAUUUGCAUUAUAAUUCUUUCAACUAUUAUUCAAACACAACAGAUCUUUUGUUAUGAAGCCAAUCUUAUCAAUACUCCAAUUAAAUGUUAUACGAAAACAGUAACAUGUGGUAUUCUAACAGACACAUCCUUCGCUUUGAUUACUGUUUUGAUUCCAUUGUUAUUUAUGUUCAUAUUUGGACUAAUGACCAUCUCGAAUGUACGUCAAACACAAGCUCGUUUGCGACCAAUGGUUAUGACAAGUGAUAAUAAUCAGGGUCAGAAUACAAGAAUAGUCGUCAUUGGACGUCAAAACCAACAAAAGAAAGCAGAUCGUCAGUUGCUAAAGAUGCUUUUCGUUCAAGUUCUUGUCAUUCUUAUAUUCACUGUUCCACUUGCUUUAUCAAAAUUGUAUACAACAUUUACAAGAGACAUGUACAAAUCAGCAAUACGAAAUACUAUCGAAAACUUCAUCUUUAAUCUAUUUCUUCUUCUUUCAAACGUUGCUUCUGGAAUGCCAUUCUAUAUUUAUACAUUGACUGGAGGAAGUGUAUUUCGAAAAGCUUUAUUCAAUCUUGUUAAAUAUCAUUACGUCAGAAAAUGA
Molecule: messenger RNA, 1002 nt
Organism: Adineta steineri
Lineage: Eukaryota; Metazoa; Rotifera; Eurotatoria; Adinetida; Adinetidae
Source: the annotation of a GenBank genome assembly